AUGCCAUCAACAAGUGAUGAAUUUGUAGAUAGAAUGCAACCAAAUAUGCCAGAACCUUGGACUUUCAGGGCGGCGCUGAAAAUCAAAGUUGUUGGAAAUGUUGGAUGCGCUAAGCCGUUUGCACCAUACUAUGGAUUUUAUCGAGAUAAUCAUUCUAUUUCGUUCUUAUACAAAAGUUUUAAGAUACAAUAA
Molecule: messenger RNA, 192 nt
Organism: Paraglomus brasilianum
Lineage: Eukaryota; Fungi; Glomeromycota; Glomeromycetes; Paraglomerales; Paraglomeraceae
Source: the annotation of a GenBank genome assembly